UCAGGACUAAGUAGAGCAGAGUGAAAGUGGAGAUAGCUCUCUCUCUUUCUAUUGGCCAGCGCUACGCGGUUUUGCGAGUGGUCACUCAAGUUCCUUUAUCGAGACAGUCAGCCGUGGCGUCCAGUUUAUAAUCUAAGUGGUUGUGUUUUAAUUAAAUCGAAGAUAUUUGCAAGAUGCGUGUCUUUCUUGUGGUGUGUUUGAUUGGAGCAGCUCUCUGCCAUACAUCUGAGCCCACACCGGAAGAUGGGAAGGAGAAAGGGCUCAUCGACUGGAUCAGUAACUGGCUUGGAUCCACCACCAGCUCACCUCCACCAAUACAGCUACCAGCUAACGACCCGCCUUCUGACUGCCCAGCUUGCCAAUGCGGGAUAGCUCGCACAAGGAGGCGUAUCGUGGGCGGAUCUGAGACCAAGCGGUUGGAGCUGCCCUGGAUGGUGGCACUCCUGUACGGAGGAAGAUUCUACUGCGGCGGCUCUGUCAUCAGCGACCUCUACAUUAUGACAGCGGCGCAUUGCACAUCAGGUUUCCGCAAGGAGAGAAUGACGGUUCGUUUACUCGAGCACGACAGGUCAAUGCCUAAUGACACGAAGACUGUGGACAGGAAGGUGGCUGCUAUCAUCAGACAUCUUCGGUACAAUCCUAGCACUUACGACAAUGAUAUCGCAUUGCUAAAGUUGGAUGAGAGGUUGGACCUGAGUAAUGCUUUAAAGAAACGCACAGGCAAUGCAGAGGAAUCAGAUGACUCGGAUGUUGGGGCUCGUCCAGUGUGUUUACCACCGGCUGGUGUUUCCUAUAUGGACCAGACUGGCAUGGUCUCCGGUUGGGGCACUACGGAAGAAGGAGGUUCUGUUUCCAGCACACUGCAGGAGGUGAACGUGCCAAUAAUAUCAAACUCCGCCUGCCGAGACACAACUUACGGCAAUCGUAUUACUGAGAACAUGUUGUGUGCCGGAUAUGACGAGGGAGGUAGGGACGCUUGCCAGGGUGACUCCGGGGGACCUCUUCAUGUGUUGAACAGCACUACGGCCGCUUAUGAGAUUGUUGGUGUCGUUUCGUGGGGUGAAGGUUGCGCUAGGCCUGGCAAGCCUGGAGUAUACGCUCGAGUCAACAGAUUCUUAACUUGGAUUCGCAGUAACACAAGAGAUGCCUGCUACUGUCAAUAAGGCAUACUAUGGCCCGGCGGAGAGGAGAGUAACCUUAGUUCCGUAAAGUUUUGGUACAAUACAGAUUACAAUACAUGUUUACCAAGAUAAAUACUUAAAUAAUUUUUAAAUAUUGCCUUGUUCACAAGUAAAACGGAACUUUGUUGUUUUUGUACAUACAGAAAAUUUACAUUAAUCGUGGCUAUCGUAAUUUUUUUUAAAUAAAUACGGCAGCUUUCUAUAUUAUGCGAUCUCUUGCUUAAGAUUAGAUUGAAUCCAGAUUUUAUGUCAUCUGUGAAUCAAUUCAGAAUUUUCAUUUCAAUAUCUAAUUCAAAAUCCACAUCGUAUACAAUGAUAUUAUAGUAUUAAAAGGAAAACGCUUGCUCAUCACAUUCAUAAAAAUCAGUCAUCCCUUUACCAUCCGAUCCUUGAAGAAAAUAGCUUUUAAAAAGUUUUAAAGAUUAAUUAUUGAAAUGGUUUAAAAUAUGAUGCACCAAUUUAUUACAAGGAUUAAAAUAUAGAAAGUGGCCAAUUUAGUCAAACGUUGUAUAUCGAAAAAAAGCACAAAACAACAUAGUGAGAAAUACAGAAAAAACGACAUUUGUUUCAAAGCUUAGAUCAUUAAUACGUCUAGAUAGACUAUGAAACCUGUGAAAACGUCGAAAAAAAUUAAGUUUAGAGUUAGACCUAGGUCGCACUAUGGUUAAACCGCAGCGGUUUUUAACCGUGUGAGUUUAUGAAACAAGAAAAUGAAUAAAAGCGGCCGAACUUGCGGUUUUUUCGCGCGACUGAUUUUAAAAACUUGAAAUGUUAGAAAAUAGUCGCGAAUAAAUUUGUAAUUCAUAGAGCUUAGUGGCUAUACAUGCAAUAUGCGUUAAGAGCAGGUGUUUUUUUGCCUAGUAUUUGGCCGAAAGUCACGAAGAAUUGUCAUGUUGUCGCGCCAUUGAAAUAAUGUUAUCAUAGUCGGUUUCAAACGUAGACUACGAAACGCUAUCCCAGAAUUCCAAUUUUGUUUACAUGAAGGUGAUGUAUGGUCGAACAAUGUGCAAGAUUUUAUCGAAGCUGGCUACUGACAACCGACAGUACCUAAUUGAAAAAAAUAUCUGGGUGUUAUAUUAAAAUUCAAUAUUUGUUAUAAAAGAAACCUGUAUGCUGUAAUCUAGGGCUAGUUAGUAUAUAUAUUUGCAAAAUUUUAGUAGACGUCUUUUUUUUCUGAUUCUUAGUAUCAAAGCAACAUUACAUUGCUCUUUUGAAAUCCAUCUUUAAAUUGUAAAAAUCGCGGAUGGUUUCGCGGUUUAUAAUCGUGGUGUGUACGUUUCGGGCGGUUUUGCGGUUAGAGCGAUUAACCGCUCUCGGGAAUAAGCCGUAGUGUGGCCUAAGCCUAACUUCUAUUUUGAGCAAUUUACGCACAUUAACACAAAUUGUCAUACAAUUCGCGAGUGUUGUCACGCAUAUUAAAGUAAUAAACCUGGCCUGUUUUAACCGGUUGUCUAACAGCAAGAGACUCUAUGUAGACGUAUAAAUUAUCUAUGUUUCAAACCCUUAAAAUUCAAUAAUUAAGGAGUUUAAAUCGAUUUAAGAAGUAUUUUAUGUAUGUGAGAGAUAUUGAUGUGAUUGCAGCAAAUAGUUAUGAGGUACUGGGACCUAUAUUGUGUUUACCAAAGUAGCUAAUAACAUUACAUCUGUAACGAUAUGGAGUAUAUUAUUUUAUUCAUGAAAUCUAUUAUUAUUAAGAGUUUCGCAUUUAGUUACGUACAUUUGUAUGUAUUAUAAACUUAUUUAUUAUUCAUUAGUUACUAGGUUAAUUAUGAAUUUGUAAAAGAAGUCUUAUUUAAAAUAAAACGAUUAUAAUUCA
Messenger RNA from Leptidea sinapis, 2997 nucleotides. It is a transcript of the gene P37k, whose product is annotated as trypsin-1-like. Gene Ontology annotation, molecular function: serine-type endopeptidase activity. The coding region runs from base 174 to 1163 and encodes 329 amino acids. Lineage: Eukaryota; Metazoa; Arthropoda; Insecta; Lepidoptera; Pieridae. The transcript is spliced from 7 exons. The record is from RefSeq and is a predicted model, not a curated record. Gene Ontology annotation, biological process: proteolysis.